CUCCCUUUUGUGGCAUAAGAAGUUAGUGUUAUUGUACCCGCAUAUCGCUUACGAUAUUAAAAAGCCACAAAGCCCGCGUCAGUGUACAUUGAAAUUUCACGGGGCAUACGUUUUUUCUACAUUAAAGUACAUAAUAGUUGCAGGCGAACUCUGGAGCAGGAGAACACUGACUGGUGGUUGGGUGGGGUGCGUGGGUGGACUUCACUGCGAUUGCGACUGCGACGGCGACUGCGACUGCGAGUGCUGCUGCUGUUGCUCCAUAGUAUAAACGAAGUGUUUCCCAAGCUUACAAUGAAAAUGUUCUCUUUUUUCUUGCAGUUCCACUGCAUACCGGAAAAUAAACAAAUACAAGAAGCAUAAAGUAUGCAGAAAAUUAAAUACAAAAGAAGCAUUUAAGUGUUGCGUGUGAGAGAAAGAAACAAGAAUACAGAAAUUAAGCAAAGCUAGAAAAAUUACCGUUCUGCUCGUCGUCAUAAAAAGUUUUUGUUUAAAUAACCAAAUCUAACAAAUCUUCGUUGCAUUUAAAUACAAGAAACUGGUCUAUAAAAUCAAACUAAUCAAAAGCCGCAGACAGUGAAACAAAACGACAAGAAUUGCAAAAUAACAAAACUUGACCAGCAAAUGCAACAUUUAAUAAUCAAUUAAAAUACUUAUAUAUAUAUAUAUAUAUAUACAAACAUGCAGAUAUAACCAACUACACACGUUCCUUAAAACUAAUGUUUUCCAAACGCAACUAAAUCAAACGAUAACGAUUCAAGAAGAAGAAAACCGACACGUCGUGAAGUAACGGAAACAUCACCUCAUAAGGCAUAACCACAUAGGAAUAUUACAUACACACAUACUACUUCACGCAUAAGUUAUAUACAUAUACAUACAUAUAUAUAUAUACACAUAUAUAUAUAUAUUCAAAAACGACACCGAUUUAAAUAAGCUGCAGGGAAACAAUACGAAAAACAAAACCAGAAAAGCAAAAAUCGUUUUGUUUUUUUUUUUUUUUUAAUUAUUAUUUAGUGCUAGUACAUAAAACGACCACAGAUUUAUUUAAUUAACAAGAAGAAGAUCAAGAAAAGCAGAACGUUUGGAUUUAUCUCGUCAUAAAGUGCAUCGUCGUCGCAAUUAGGUUUUUAUUCAUAAAUGUCUCUCAGCAAAACACACAGCCGAUAGCUUAAUGCGUGUUUAUGAACAGACGGAACACAACGCGAAUCAGUUGAAGUCGUCGUGCUCGAUGUGGUCAUCGUAUUUGUACUCGUCAUUGUCAGAGAGAUGCGCCAAAGUCUGUUUAGGAAGAUAGUCAACUGAGUACUGAGUACUACAAACGGAACAGAAUAAACCCCCGCACAACACACACAGGCACACACACACACACGCACACAGCACACGCAACAAGAGAAUCCUUUGAAGGAAGCAAGCCAUAGCCAAAGAGAGCCUGAGUGUCGUAGAGAACAGCGAGCAACGCCAAAGUACAAAUGCUCACGAGCAACUGAGUAAAUCGAAAUUAAAAGCAAAAACAUUCAACAAUUUAUGUAGCACAAACUUAGAGAGCAAGAAAGCACUAAACGGGAUUCGGCUAAAACAAAACAAUCUGAGAAACAGCAACACCAAAAACAAUUAAUUAACUUGAAGCAAGUGGAGGGGGAAAACUACUUUACUAUAGAAAACAGGAUAAGCCCUACAAUCCAACUGAAAGAUUUACUCACGUCACGGAGCGUGGUAAAGGCUCGGCAGAACGCGUAAGCGUCCUUUAAUCCAGUUAGCAUGGAGUGCUGUUUAUCGGAAGAGGCCAAGGAACAAAAGCGGAUCAAUCAGGAAAUCGAGAAACAGCUGCGGCGCGACAAGCGAGAUGCACGCCGUGAACUUAAACUGCUCCUGCUGGGCACGGGCGAGUCCGGCAAAUCAACGUUCAUCAAACAGAUGCGUAUUAUCCAUGGCAGCGGGUACUCGGACGAUGACAAACGCGGCUACAUUAAGCUGGUGUUCCAAAAUAUAUUCAUGGCCAUGCAGUCCAUGAUCAAAGCCAUGGAUAUGCUCAAAAUAUCAUAUGGUGUUGGCGAGCACAAUGCACUCGCCGAUCUGGUGAUGAGCAUUGACUAUGAAACAGUCACAACAUUUGAGGAUCCAUAUUUGAAUGCCAUAAAAACGCUGUGGUCCGAUGUUGGCAUACAGGAAUGCUACGAUCGCCGAAGAGAAUAUCAGUUGACAGAUUCCGCUAAAUAUUAUCUGAUGGAUCUCGAUCGUGUGGCUCAACCUGAUUAUUUACCCACUGAGCAAGACAUUUUAAGAGUUCGUGUGCCGACAACGGGGAUCAUUGAGUAUCCCUUUGACUUAGAAGAGAUCAGAUUUAGCUACCUUGACAAUAUUGAGCGCCUAGGGCAGCCUGAUUAUUUGCCCAGUGAGCAGGAUAUAUUGCGAUCCCGUUGUCCGACAACUGGAAUAAAUGACUAUAGCUUUCCAUUGCCUCCACUUGUAUUUAGAAUGGUGGAUGUCGGCGGUCAGCGUUCGGAGCGAAGAAAGUGGAUUCAUUGCUUUGAGAAUGUUACCUCAAUAAUAUUUUUGGUAGCGCUAUCUGAAUACGAUCAGAUCUUGUUUGAAUCUGAUAAUGAGAACCGCAUGGAGGAAUCAAAAGCUUUAUUUAGAACUAUUAUUACAUACCCGUGGUUCCAAAAUUCAUCAGUUAUUCUAUUCCUUAACAAGAAAGAUUUGUUAGAGGAGAAAAUCAUGUAUUCGCAUUUGGUGGACUAUUUUCCUGAAUACGAUGGUCCACAGCGAGAUGCAAUAGCAGCCCGUGAAUUCAUACUGCGCAUGUUUGUAGACUUAAAUCCAGAUUCCGAAAAGAUUAUCUAUUCUCAUUUCACCUGUGCUACAGAUACUGAAAAUAUAAGGUUUGUGUUUGCAGCUGUAAAGGAUACAAUUCUGCAAUCCAAUCUUAAGGAAUACAAUUUGGUCUAAACUGGAUUUGGAUCAGAAAACUAUUUUUGUGAUUUUUAUUAUACAUAUAUAUAUAUAUACAAAAUGUAUAUGU
Molecule: messenger RNA, 3019 nt
Organism: Drosophila novamexicana
Lineage: Eukaryota; Metazoa; Arthropoda; Insecta; Diptera; Drosophilidae
Gene: Galphaq
Product: G protein alpha q subunit
Exons: 10
Coding region: 1756-2946 (396 amino acids)
Biological process (GO): adenylate cyclase-modulating G protein-coupled receptor signaling pathway; phospholipase C-activating dopamine receptor signaling pathway
Cellular component (GO): heterotrimeric G-protein complex
Molecular function (GO): guanyl nucleotide binding; GTPase activity; G-protein beta/gamma-subunit complex binding
Source: RefSeq, a predicted model, not a curated record